GGAUAGUCUGCAGUCCCUAGUUCCGGGGUAAAGUGGUCCUCUGACGUUGGUCUCCGGUGUCAUGGCGCUGCCCAGUGCUGGUAGCUGAUGUUGGUAGUUAAAUGUGUGUUGACAGUUUACGGCAGGCAGCUUGUGUGGCUGGGGAGACUCAGUAGGGCUCGCACAGUUGUUAGGCUUGGUGUUGCCUCGGAGCAGCCAGAAAUACUGGUUGGGUGAGCAGUGAGUGUGGAAAGCUAAUAACUGAGAGUAGGAUUGUAAAUCACAGAAGACCCUUCAUCUGAAAAUGCCAGAGAUUAAGGUUACCCCUUUAGGCGCUGGGCAGGACGUUGGACGGAGCUGUAUUUUGGUGUCUAUAGGAGGAAAGAAUGUGAUGCUGGAUUGCGGGAUGCACAUGGGGUACAAUGAUGACCGGCGGUUCCCGGACUUUUCAUACAUCACACAGAAUGGGCGUCUCACAGAGUUCCUAGACUGUGUUAUUAUCAGCCACUUUCACCUGGACCACUGUGGAGCGCUGCCAUACAUGAGUGAGAUGGUUGGCUUUGAUGGACCCAUUUACAUGACUCACCCCACUAAAGCCAUCUGUCCCAUCCUGCUGGAAGAUUAUAGAAAGAUCACUGUAGACAAGAAAGGGGAAACAAACUUCUUCACCUCCCAAAUGAUUAAAGACUGUAUGAAGAAAGUGGUGGCUGUUAAUCUUCACCAAACUGUACAGGUUGAUGAUGAGUUGGAAAUUAAGGCCUACUAUGCCGGCCACGUCUUGGGAGCUGCAAUGUUUCAGAUUAAAGUAGGCUCUGAGUCUGUCGUUUAUACCGGUGAUUACAACAUGACUCCAGACCGUCAUUUAGGAGCUGCAUGGAUUGACAAAUGUCGUCCUGACCUGCUUAUUACCGAAUCCACGUACGCAACAACAAUCAGAGACUCUAAACGUUGCCGUGAGCGGGAUUUCCUGAAGAAGGUUCACGAGAGUGUGGAAAAGGGUGGAAAGGUUCUCAUUCCUGUAUUUGCUCUGGGGAGGGCUCAGGAACUCUGCAUCUUGCUGGAAACAUUCUGGGAACGUAUGAAUUUGAAAGCCCCUAUUUACUUCUCCACGGGUCUGACGGAGAAGGCGAACCACUACUACAAGCUCUUUAUUACAUGGACCAACCAGAAGAUCAGGAAAACUUUUGUACAGAGGAACAUGUUUGAGUUUAAGCACAUAAAGGCUUUUGACCGGGCGUUUGCAGACAACCCAGGUCCUAUGGUGGUGUUUGCAACUCCGGGGAUGUUACACGCUGGUCAGUCUCUGCAUAUUUUCCGUAAAUGGGCCGGCAAUGAAAAGAACAUGGUAAUUAUGCCGGGUUACUGUGUGCAGGGCACCGUGGGACACAAGAUCCUAAGUGGCCAGCGCAAGCUGGAGAUGGAAGGAAGGCAGACGCUUGAGGUGAAAAUGCAAGUAGAAUAUAUGUCCUUCAGUGCCCAUGCUGAUGCCAAAGGUAUCAUGCAACUGAUUCGCCAGGCAGAGCCACGGAAUGUACUACUAGUGCAUGGAGAGGCCAAGAAAAUGGAAUUUCUUAAGCAGAAAAUUGAGCAGGAAUUUCGUAUCCAGUGCUCUAUGCCAUUUAAUGGCGAGACUGCCACCAUUGCCACCAAUCCAAACAUUCCAGUGGACAUCUCAUUGGGUCUCCUGAAGAAAGAGAGUGCACUGGGUCUUGUGCCCGAUUGUAAGAAGCCAAGAUUGAUGCAUGGAACCCUUAUAAUGAAAGAUAAUAGCCUCCGUCUUGUGUCUCCUGAGCAGGCCCUGAAAGAAAUCGGCCUAGGUGAGCACCAGCUGAGAUUCACCUGCAGGAUACACAUUCAGGAUUCACAUAAAGAGCAGGAGACCGUGCAGCGGAUAUACAACCACUUGAAAAGUGUCCUCAAGGAUCGCACAGUACAACACCUCCCUGAUGGUUCAAUCAUGGUGGAGUCAAUCCUCCUUCAGGUUUCUACCAAUUCAGAUGAGCCAAGCUCAAAGGUUCUGCUGAUAUCCUGGACAUAUCAGGAUGAAGAGCUGGGAAGUUUUCUGACUUCUUUACUAAAGAAAGGCUUACCGCAGAGCACAAGCUAGAGUACGGCCUGCACUGUACAAGGAGCCAUCAAGGAAUACAGUGGGACUGGAUUUCUUAUGUAUGUGUUAUAUGAUGACUUUCUGGAAUGCCGCUCAUGUCUGUGUAUGAGGUCACCGGAAAGCUUUGCAGUCAGAACUGAAGCACUGCAGACAUGCUCUGGAAAAGGCAUGAGACACUGCAUUCUUCAUAGCUUUUGGGUGUGAGUGCUCAUCUGUCCUAUUACUAUGGAGGUGAUCAGCAUGGACUCCAUGUUUUCUAUGGAGCAAGAUAUUGAGGUAUAUGUAAUAGGGGCCGAGUUUGCCGGAGGUGUCGGAUGUUGGUUGAGAGUGACCAGAUAUUUAAUGCUGCAAACAUUUAAAAGGGAAAACCAACCUGGUUUUGCCUUGUAAAUGAUUAGCGCUUUAAAAAUACGGUCAUUCUCGGCUAACAUCCCGCACCUACGGCAAAUUCUGACCCUCGUACACAUACCCUCUUGUGUUUCUAUACUUAGCGCUGAUACUUUUUUAAUAAAGUCAUUUGAUACA
This is a messenger RNA of Pseudophryne corroboree (corroboree frog), 2611 nucleotides long. RefSeq names its product integrator complex subunit 11 (gene INTS11). Gene Ontology annotation, biological process: snRNA processing. The transcript has 18 exons. Bases 284 to 2086 code for a protein of 600 amino acids. The record is from RefSeq and is a predicted model, not a curated record. Gene Ontology annotation, molecular function: RNA endonuclease activity. Lineage: Eukaryota; Metazoa; Chordata; Amphibia; Anura; Myobatrachidae. Gene Ontology annotation, cellular component: nucleus.